AUGCGGCUUAUCAACGUCCAUACUGGGAGGUUGGAGGAAUUUCACAGUGCCGUUCCCCCAUACGCGAUUCACUCGCACACUUGGGGUUUCGAUAAGGAAGAGAUCUCGUUCGAAGAUAUUCAGAGUGAUGAGACAACAAAGCAGGGGCCUGGUUUACGGAAGCUCCAGGGCUGUUGCAAACAGGCUAUACGCGAUCGUCUGCAGUACGCCUGGGUCGACACUUGCUGUAUCGACAAGAAGAACUCUACUGAACUUCACGAGGCUAUUAACUCCAUGUUUGAGUGGUAUCGGAAAGCAGAGGAAGCUUUCGAAACCAAGUUCAGAAGGAGCCGGUGGUUUGAACGGGGUUGGACUCUGCAAGAACUUCUAGCACCAAGGAUGCUAGCCUUCUACGACCACCAUUGGAAUGCUUUAGGUACGAAGAAGGAGCUGGCGGAUCAGAUCCAGGAUAUCACAGGGAUUCCAACGGAAUAUCUGGUGGGCAGACAUAGACUCCAAGGGGCAAGCGUGGCACAAAGGAUGUCGUGGGCUGCCACGAGAGAGACCAAAAAGGCGGAGGAUAUGGCAUAUUCUCUCAUGGGCAUAUUCGACAUCAAUAUGUCCAUGAUCUAUGGCGAAGGAGGAGCAAAGGCUUUCGGCCGACUUCUGAAGGAAAUCAUGGUCAGGUCGGCAGACGAUUCAACCCUUGCAUGGGACCUCAACACCAUCCCAACCGACAUCAACGGUCUAACCGUCUCCGGAGAUCGCCAUGGUGGGGUUCACCCAGUAAGCCCGGCGGCAUUUCGCUAUAGCGGUGCCGUGGUAAGCUCCUGGUCAGCUCCUGAGCCAACAGUAGAAGGCUCGGGCGUUCUACACGGCAACUUAACCAUCCGUGUUCCGCCCAUGACAACAUCGAGUGGGGAUACAUACGGCUUACUUAAUUGCUCCAUUUCGAAUCGACCGGAAACUUUCAUUGGUAUUCCUCUGUGUCGCAUUCCUCACGGGUUGUCGAACGCCGAAUUUGUGAGACCAGCUGGAAGUGAGGCAGUCGCCAUUCCAGCUCCUAGACGGACGUUAGACCACCAAUCCAUACGUGUAUUCGAGUCGCAGAAUCUGGAUGACUGCAGACGGAUGGACCGACAAUAUGGGUUCUUCAUUGAGAUGGCUCCCGGAUUGGGAAUAUUGGAGGUCUACCCAAGCGAUCGAUGGGAACGAGAAAGAUCCUAUAUCCUCUCUGGCAACAUUGGCUUUCGACACAGAAAUAUACAGCGUACAUGGGUUAGAUUUCGUGAUACUGAACGCAGUACAAAAGACUUCUUUAUUGCGCUGAACAUCGAAAACAAGGAGACCAAGUCGGAAGCUCGAUGCCAUGUUUUGGUCGCAUCCAGAGAUACAACAUUGCGCGCGAUAGCCCUUGAGUCUCCAGGGCUGACUUUCAACAUCUUUGGGAAAACCAUGGCCUCAAACGGGUUUUACAGACUCACGGCUAACGUAACCGAAAAGCAGCAAGGCCAGCAGGUUUAUUUUGUCAUGAAGCUAAAACCUUCUGACAAGUCGCCGCAGUCGACUAUUAACAUAUCCGCGGCGCUAGAAAGCCUUCGAGAGUCAUCAAGUAGUCGUUGCUUGGGGCAGGACCUUCUCGGGCUUGGAGUGGCAAACUCAAUUGGUCGCGCCAAAGGGGAAGUUGACAACAAAGGGAGACGACUCCGAGCACUCCAACUGCAAAUUUCGGAGCUGAAAGAGGAAGAGCGGAAGUUGUCAGAUCAACUGAGGAUAGAAAAGGAGGAUCUGAAAGUUCUACUAGGAGACAAUUCCGAACUAUGA
Colletotrichum phormii is the source of this 1803-nucleotide messenger RNA. RefSeq lists its product as uncharacterized. The transcript is spliced from 2 exons. NCBI's taxonomy places the organism in Eukaryota, Fungi, Ascomycota, Sordariomycetes, Glomerellales, Glomerellaceae. Bases 1 to 1803 code for a protein of 600 amino acids. The record is from RefSeq and is a predicted model, not a curated record.